Messenger RNA from Helianthus annuus (common sunflower), 1648 nucleotides. Its product is annotated as xyloglucan galactosyltransferase XLT2. Gene Ontology annotation, biological process: xyloglucan biosynthetic process. The transcript has a single exon. Gene Ontology annotation, molecular function: galactosyltransferase activity. Bases 55 to 1482 code for a protein of 475 amino acids. Lineage: Eukaryota; Viridiplantae; Streptophyta; Magnoliopsida; Asterales; Asteraceae. The record is from RefSeq and is a predicted model, not a curated record.
UUGGCAUAAACACCCAUCUAACCCCUCAUUCCCACAAUUUCACCAAAAAUCACCAUGUUCACCUUCAACAAAACCAUUAUUCACUCCAUCCACUCUCAUAUCACUUCACACCCUCUAAUCUCCCUCUUCAUCCUCACCCUUUUCCUCAUCGAAAUCACCCUCUUCUGCUCCCACUCACCGCCGCCACAACCACUAUUCCCACCAACCGACAACCUCUGUACCGACGGCACAAUCUACGUCUACGACCUCCCACCCAUGUUCAACUCCGACUUACUCGGAACCUGCGACGAUCUAGACCCCUGGCACUGGCAGUGCGGCGUCGCCACCAACCACGGUUACGGCACCACCGCCACCGAGCUCGCCGGAAUUGUACCAGAAAGUUUAGCAUCAGCAUGGCACCGUACCAACCAGUUUUCAUCCGAGGUUAUUUUUCAUAAUAGGGUUCUGAAACAUAAAUGUAGAACUAUGGAGCCGGAAUCUGCUACAGCAUACUACAUACCCUUCUACGCUGGACUCGCAGUGGGGAAAUAUCUGUUUUCCGACAGUAGUAACGAAGAACGUGAUUUUCAUGCCGUGGAGUUAAUAAAGUGGGUCCAGGAUCAACCGUACUGGCGAAGAUCCAACGGCUCUGAUCAUGUUCUUGUCCUGGGCCGCAUCACAUGGGAUUUCCGCCGGUUAACCGACCCGGAAAAGCUCUGGGGGUCCACUUUCUUAAACAUGCCGGAAAUGCAAAACGUCACGAGACUCACAAUUGAGAGAGCACCGUAUGACUACCAUGACAUCGGUGUACCUUACCCCACCGGAUUCCACCCCACUUCAGUAACCGAUAUCCGCACCUGGCAAAGCUUUGUCCGAACCUACAACCGAACCAGCCUGUUUACGUUCGUGGGUGCGGCUCGGGAAGACAUUGGAGAUGAUAUUCGAGGACUGUUGUUACGAACCUGUAGGAAUGAGUCCGGGUCUGGGUCCGGGUCGGGUGCUUGUCGGGUGGUUGACUGUGCGUUGACUCCGUGUGCUAACGGAAGUAAGGAGAUAAUAGAGGCGUUAUUGGGGUCUGAAUUUUGUUUGCAGCCGAGAGGGGAUAGUUUUACUAGACGAUCGGUUUUUGAUUGUAUGAUUGCGGGUUCGGUGCCGGUUUUGUUUUGGAACCGGACGAUGUAUGAUCAAUACGAGUGGUAUAUGCCGGAAGAGCCGGAGAGCUACUCGGUUUUUAUAGAUCAUGGUGAUGUUUCGGCGGGGAAGAGAUCGAUAAAGGCGGUUUUGGAGAGUUAUAGUGUGGAAAAAGUGAGGAGGAUGAGAGAGAAAGUUAUUGAAAUUAUACCGAAGAUUGUUUAUAGUAACAGUAAUAGUAGUAGUAGUAGUAAUGAUGGGAUGAAAGACGCUUUUGAAAUUGCGGUGGAGGGGGUUUUGAAGAGGUUUGGAGCGGAAAGAGAGCAACUACGGCUAGAAUCUGUUGGAAAAGGUUUUUUGGAAAGUCCGUAGAAAACAUGAUAUAUGCGUUACUAUGACGGUUAUAUCAUGGUGUUGUGUUUUUGUUGAUCGUAAGGACGUAAUGGAUGUGUGAUGUGUUGGGAAACAAAUUUCUGAUUUUGUUUGAUUUUUGAUAAAAAUGUAUAACACCGAUUGGGAAGGACUUGUUAUUUGUUAA